AUGCCUCCUCCGUUGGGCAUAAAGGGCGCCUUCAGAGCUCUUAGCAUCCGGCCACGGCCUUCGCUGCAAUGUCUGGUCCCACGGACCGCCACUCUGGCACGCGGGUUUGCAGAUAACACCACCACGAUCCCUCCCAGGUUACCCGAGCAAAAUGCCGACUCCCUGCCUAUUUCUAUGACCAAGUCGAGCCAAACUCCUGAUUCUUCAGUGGAAGGAGCCAGCGGCGCGGCAGCGGGCCAGUCACACAACGAGGUAGCGCUGGGCCAGCUGGAGAUGGUCGCGUAUGGCUUGAAUCCCUUCGACCCUUCUGUCGAGGGACACAAAUACGGCCUGCCAGACCUGCCACUGCCGUCGCAAAUGCACAUGAAGCACCGAUACGACCCGGUAGUUUCCCAGAUUACGAGACUGCUCAUGCAGGAUGGCAAGCUUAGCAAGGCUCAGCGGCAUAUGGCUGUGAUUCUGAACCUGCUCCGGACCUCGCCGGCCCCAAAACUGAACCCGGCACGCCCGCUGCUCCCCGGCGCGCCGCCCCCGGCACAGCUCCCGCUUGACCCCGUCCUCUACCUCACGCUCGCGAUCGACUCGGUGGCGCCCCUAGUCCGCAUACGGGCGCACAAGGGCCUGGCCGGCGGCGGAGCCAGUCUCGACGUGCCGGUCCCGCUCGCGGCGCGGCAGCGGAGGAGGACGGCGUUCCAGUGGAUCCUGGACGUGGUGGACAAGAAGAAGUCCAAGGGCAGCGGCAGGGACAUGUUCGCGCACAAGGUCGCCGAGGAGAUCAUCGCGGUCGUGGAGGGCCGGUCGAGCGUCUGGGACAAGCGCCAGCUGCUCCAUAGGCAGGGCACGAGUGCCCGGGCCAACAUGAGCAACCCCAGGCUUAGGAAGCCCGGGAGAUAA
Messenger RNA from Phialemonium atrogriseum, 894 nucleotides. Its product is annotated as ribosomal protein S7 domain-containing protein. Gene Ontology annotation, molecular function: structural constituent of ribosome; mRNA binding; rRNA binding. The record is from RefSeq and is a predicted model, not a curated record. Gene Ontology annotation, cellular component: mitochondrial small ribosomal subunit; ribosome. Gene Ontology annotation, biological process: translation; ribosomal small subunit assembly. The transcript has 2 exons. Lineage: Eukaryota; Fungi; Ascomycota; Sordariomycetes; Cephalothecales; Cephalothecaceae. Bases 1 to 894 code for a protein of 297 amino acids.